GUAAAGCACUUCAUGUGCGUGUGAAUUAUGACGUCAUCUUUUUGUCAUAACGGUAAAAAGAAUUCUAACGUCUAUACAGAGCGGUCGUUCAACGUUUACCCCACUAAGCGCAAGAAAUGGCUACCACGGAAGUCCCAUCCCUUCUGGAGAAUCACUCGAUGUUGAGCAGAAGUAAAUCUAAAUCUAUCAUAGAAACUUUCCAAAAGAAACGCCUGGCACACGACAGUCGUUUGAACAGACUGGGGGUGGUAACGGAGGCCGAGUUAAACCUGACGCGACUUCCGGCGUCCUUGUGUCAAGAGGUCAACCGCCGAGCAGCCGACAAUAUGAAAGGUCAGAAAAUUUCUUUCAAGUGCAAUGGCGGCGCUAGCAACGAGUUUUACAUCAAGACAACAGACAACAAGGCGUACGGUUCCUAUCUUACCACUCCAUUAGUGAUGCAGGUCUACCCAAAAUCCAUGUGUCCCAAUAGGGAGGACCAUUUAGUCAAAAUUUACCUGCAGAAAUUGGACCUUCCGUUAGCUUGCCCCACGUGUUGGAGUUUACAGAGGAAUGCUUGA
Messenger RNA from Magallana angulata, 560 nucleotides. RefSeq lists its product as uncharacterized. The transcript has 2 exons. The record is from RefSeq and is a predicted model, not a curated record. NCBI's taxonomy places the organism in Eukaryota, Metazoa, Mollusca, Bivalvia, Ostreida, Ostreidae. Bases 117 to 560 code for a protein of 147 amino acids.